GUUCGUUACCUGAAGCGAAGCUCAGUGUCUUUAGGCGUACUAGACAAAUCGGUUCAUUUACUCUGGGGCUUAUUAAAAAUGCGGAACGAGCUUCGCCUCGACCGCGUUUCCGGUUUCGCAAAAUCGAUCUUUCUCGGAUGUCUUUUAUUGUCGUUGGCGAGUCGGAUUUCCGCUCAGAGCGGAAAGGAAACUUUCGAAAGUGUAUUCGGAUUGGACGGAGGUAAAUCCGUGGGCAACAGCGAACAGCUUCACGGGGAAAUCGAUUCGAAUGUCGGCGAUGCAUCGGCGAAGAAGACACCGGAAGAAUUAGAGGACCUGACCGACGAUGGGAACGCUUUCGGGGAGAUCGACGAAGGGAAAGGGGAUGAAACUCCAAAUGUCGGCGACGUUGUGGAACCAAAGGAACAAAUCACGUAUUCUGAAGGUAUUUCCGGUAGAGCGAUCGGAGAAAAAAGCGGAAAGUAUGUGAGAUACGAUUCGGAUUCACCGGAAGCGGACAGGUACGCGCCCCGCUCGUCAGAUUCAGUUAUCGAUUACCACAUAACUGAUGCGCGACUAAACCAAAUCCGUUCGAAGUUCAUGUACUGGUACUUCGACAAAGGCGGCGAUAACAAUGAGGGCGAUUACCAAAAAGAAAUUCAAUCGUCAACACCUCAGACACACAAGAACUUCAACUUCCAACUGCCCUUCUUCGGGUUCAGAUUCAAUUACACCAGAGUGUCUAUGAAUGGUUUCCUAGAGUUCAGCGAUCCUCCCGUGCACUACACUUACCCCCUGGUAUUCCCCGUGAAAGAUUGGCCGAAGAAGAAUGAUCCUAGUUUUAUAGGAAUAUUCUUCAGCAAAUGCCGAAUAGGUGAAAUAAGGCGGGACGAUAUAGACCAAAGACAACCGGGUGUCUACUUUAGACUCGAGAGAGAUCUACAAACGAGGAAGGACCAGUUCGGUGUCGAGAUGCGGGAGCGUUUGAAGUGGGACAUCCGCCAGGGGAUAGUCGGUUCCGAGUCGUUCGAUCCUAAACACGCUGUUAUAGUCACGUGGAAGAACAUGUCAUUCGCCGGUGGCAUCGAUAAUUCCCUUUACAAGACGAACACUUUCCAGAUGGUUCUGGCCACAGACGAAGUGACCACUUACGCAAUUUUCAACUACCUGAAUAUUCAGUGGACCAGUCACACGGAGGCUGGCGGCGACACCACCGGCGGGGAGGGUGGCGUUCCUGCUUUCGUCGGCUUCAAUGCUGGCAAUGGAACCCAAAGCUACGAAUACAAGCCCUACUCCCAAAUGUCGACUAUACGCGACUUAACGGGCAGAGGUUGGGCAAAUGGUUUCCCAGGGCGCCAUAUGUUCAGGAUAGACGAGAAGAUCAUGCUUGGGACAUGCAACAAAGAUAUCGCUGGAGCAAACUUGCCGUUAGUAUUUGCUCCCGAAAGCGGAAACAUGUUGGGCGGGACCAUUGUCAACAUCACUGGCCCUUGUUUCAAUCGGAACGAAAAGAUUCGAUGCAUGUUCGAGACUGUGAUGGUAAUAGGUACUGUGGUCGAUAGCAAUCGAGCCAUAUGCGUUCAGCCGUUUGUGAAGGCUCAGGGGUAUAUCCGGUUCGCGAUUAGCAUUGGAGACAGUAAAGUGUACAACUGGAAGGGCAAAUAUUUCAUCGAAACCCCAGCAACAGCAGCCGAAAAGAUCUUUGUUGCCAGUACCGUUCACGAACGUCAGCCUGCCGAGAUAAAAAUCACUUGGGACCAGUUCAACUUAACUAGCAAUACACAAGCUGGAGUACAAAUAGCCCUAUGGGGUUAUCGUGAAACAAAGACUACCCCCGAGUUUGAAUACAUCACUCUCCUAGAGGCCGCAUACCAAAACACUGGCUUCUACAACAUCGUUCCAGCUACAUACCGUGAUGCGUACCACCCUUACCAGCAGGACAUGACCUUCGGAUUUAUUCAAUUGAAUUUAACCAAUCCGAAGCAGCACUCCGAUCAAAACGUCACACCGACUCUAUGGAGUAGACCGAUUCCUCUAGCGUGGUACUUCGGGCCGAGCUGGGAACGAGAAAUGGGGGCAAAAUGGCCGCAGCGACUUUGCGACAAGUGGAUCAUGAACGACAGAUACUUGAAAAAUUUCGCCUCCGAGAUAUCCAUAUGUCCGUGCACGUUGAAACACGCGUUGACCGACAAAGGGCGUUUCCUUCCGGAUUAUGACUGCGACAAAGACUCGAAUUUGGACUGCCUCUACAACCAACACGCUCAUCACUGUGUGAGAACUGGAGCACCGAACAUGGACGGUUCUGAGCAACAAUGUUGCUACGACAAAUACGGGUUCCUGAUGUUGACCUAUGAUCAGCAAUGGGGUUCGAGGCCACAUCGGUCUCAUAAUUUGGGAUAUUACCCAUGGGAUGAAGCCAACAAGGUCCCAACCCUUUCUCACUGGUACCACGAUGUGAUUCCAAUCUAUCUGUGCUGUAUGUGGCAAGAAGAACACGCAGUGGGCUGCGAAACGUUCAGAUUCGAGAGACGUCCGACGCAAGAUUGCGUGGCUUAUCAAUCUCCCGGAGUAGCAACGGUGUUCGGGGAUCCCCAUAUCGUAACGUUCGACAAUUUAGAGUACACCUUCAACGGAAAGGGAGAGUUUGUUCUGCUGCGAGUGAACCAUGCGAAAGACAAGCUCGAUGUGCAAGGCAGGUUCGAGCAAUUGCCGAACAACAUACACGGCGAAGUUAAAGCUACCCAGUUGACCUCCAUUGCAGCAAGGGGCAACAACUCGGUUCCGAUAGAAGUUCGGCUGAGACCUAAACACGCUCAGUGGCGUUACCGACUAGACGUUUUCGCGGAUAAAAAGCGAGUGUACUUUGACAGACCAGCCCUGAAAUUCCAACACUUCCCCGGAGUUAUCGUUUAUACGCCGACGUACAUUCUAAACCAGAGCGAAGUGAUUAUCAUGUUCGACACUGGCGCAGGAGUGGAAGUGGUUGAAAACGAAGGAUUCAUGUCGGCUAGAGUUUAUCUACCUUGGACCUAUUUGAACAAAACCAAAGGGCUUUUCGGUAAAUGGAACAACGACAUGGCGGAUGACCUAAUAACCCCAGAGGGUCAAAUAAUAAGCGGGACCAAUCUGAAUCAUUUCGAAACUGUGCACAAAGAUUUCGCGUUGAAGUGGAUGCUAGAGGAUAAGGAGGACGAUUUAAAGGGUGGCACGUUGUUUACCAGAGAAUUCGGCAGGACUGCUAGUUACUUUGCGAAUAGAACUUUCGAGCCUGAAUGGCGGAAGAUGCCUGAAGAUAUUAUACCUACUAACAGAUCGUAUGACUUACAGCGAGCCCACGAUUUGUGCGGAGAUACGUAUCAAUGUCAAUACGACUACGCGAUGUCGCUGAAUAGGGAUUUAGCGCAUUUCACGAAAAAUUAUUACGAUACUUAUACACAGAUCAGGUAUAUCAACGAAGAUGAACCAGUGGUUUCGUGUGGUGUAUUGGAGACACCACGAUUCGGUCGCAAGAGCAACUUCUUCUUCACGCCUGGCACGAAGGUAACUUUCGAGUGUAACCAGGACUUCAUACUGGUGGGAGAUCAACGGAGGGUCUGCAUGCCUGACGGACGCUGGGACGUGCCGGAAUAUGGAUACACGGAAUGUCUGCGUCAGGUCGAGUAUGCUCAGCGUACGGCGUGGACUACAAUUGGUAUUGUUUGCGUCGUGGUAAUUACCGUAACCGCAUGUAUCGCAGGCGCCUUUUUCUGCGUGAGGAGGGGUAAUUCGAACGAGAGUUCAGUCAAAUCGUGGCGCUUUUCCGAGCGUAGCUCUGCUAUUGACAAUGAAACCGCGUUGUUGAGGCAUAGCACACCGUUGAAACCGUUCGACAGAGCGAUCUCGCCGGUUAGCGAUACUAGCACAACGACGAGCACUAGCAAAAAACGACAUAGCUAUGACAAAGUUUAUCGAACACACGAGCCCCUACCAGACAGACCGGAAGUCGAUUUCGAGGACAAAGAUUGGGACCUCAAAGAGCCCUAUUCCCCGACAGACUCCGAAAAAAGUACCUUAACGAACACCACCGAAUCGAUUAGGAAAGCUGGAAGCCCUACCAAAGAGAGCGACGUGUAAAGCUGUUCGUUUGGAAAAGGCAACUCGUAACGAAACGAACCAAUGAAUUGGAAGUCUUCGUUGACUAAACUUUUGAUUUGUGGUGCGGUUAAUGUUUUGGGAUGGUGUUUCGUGAAUCGAUUCGAGUAGACUUCCGUUUAGUAUAGCGUACGUUUUAGUUAUUGAAAACUGAUUAGUAGGGCAUUAUUGUUUUAGACUAAAGGUCGCUAAUAGAAAAAUGUCUUUUAAAAUCAGUUUCGAAUUAAAUUAAUAAUCAGGCUGAACGGAUACGCUUUAUGACUCACGGUGUAUACGUACUCUUCGAUUAAGAAACUUAUCAUUUGCACGUUCAAAUCAUUGGAGGCAUUUACCUUCCAUGACAAAUAUUUAUAAGCAUUUUCCUCUUCGAUUUUCGAAACUAUUCGCGUUCGGAUUGUCGCCGCAAUUUAGCGUUAAAUCGCGCGCGACGAAUAUAAUUGUAUAUCAUUUCCACAAAAGACGAGUCCGCGCGACUGGAAACGAACGAAAUAAUCGCAGAACACGAUUGUACAGGGUGGUCAUUUUUCAGCCAGUAGAAAUUUGCUUUUGUUUUUGCUGUGGAAUAGAAAUGUGUCGGUUCACUGUACGAUAUGUAUUGGACAUAUUGUUGUUGCAUCAAAAACGAGUUUUGUAUUUGUGAAAAAAAAAAUGUAAUGAAGAGCAUGUUUCGAACGGUGCUGAAACGAAGUUCAUUAUAGUAUGAUUGUAUAAAAUGCUUACUUAUUAUUGUAAGAACGCAGUUCAAUAAAUAUUUUUUUACACCUUUAAAUGCUCAGGAAAUUUCUAUUCCACAUGCAUUCGCCAACAUAUUCGAGCAAAUAUUUGAUACACUCGCUAGAGAUAUUUUAUUGGAAUGGAAAUUUCCACCAGUGUUAUUGUCAUCACUUUUAGUUACUCUUAUCCUUUCACCUUCAUCCUUUCCAUAGCCUUUUGCACUCGGAAGUUUUUCACCGGAAAUAUUUUAA
Molecule: messenger RNA, 5075 nt
Organism: Nomia melanderi (Alkali bee)
Lineage: Eukaryota; Metazoa; Arthropoda; Insecta; Hymenoptera; Halictidae
Gene: mesh
Product: sushi domain containing 2 mesh
Biological process (GO): cell-matrix adhesion
Source: RefSeq, a predicted model, not a curated record